GGCACGCACAGUUACGGAAGGUGCCGAUUCUUGUUGGUUUCUUUCGGGUCAGAGCCUAACAGCCUGAACCUCGACUUAAGAGAAACCCUGAAGGUGGGUGGUGAUUCCCAGAAGUAUUCUUAGUGCCAUUUGCGACUGUGGCCGAAAGAGAACACAGCAUAUCUCAUUCCAUAUUAACUCUCCUUUCCCUAAGAGAGUUACAGGGACGAUAAGCGAUUCCGGGAUCCUGGAGAGUUUACUGUCCGUGUUUUAGAAGUCGGCAUAUAGUUAGUCAUGGCCGGUAAGUAUUGCAUUGUUGAACCCGAGAGAAACUCUCAGUGUUCCUCUGUGCUUAAACAACCACCAACCAGCCUUCCGCACGAAAGCCGGGACACAAAGGCUUCGGCUACACCGUGUCCACCUCCGCUUGUGGGACAAGCAGUUAACUGUUGUAUUCAGAACAUCCGUACUCGCAUGAUCCGUCGUCACACUCAUCAUCGCCCAAGGUCUCAGCUACUCAAAUGCCAACACUUGAUUCGGAUGGCGAGGAGUACAGGACGCACGCUCGGGGUGACACGGAUUCUGAGGGGGGCCCAGAUGGGAAUGACUCCGACGGUCACCACCUUAAGGAGCGUUCAAGUCCAGAUGACGACCACGAGCGAAAUGAAAUCGAAAUGGAGGACGGCAUGCUUCCCCGAGACAUGCCCCAUAAGACGGCCUUCUACGACAUGGUUGCAGAACGGCAAAUGACGCAGACCGACGCCAAACUGUUCUAUCAGCGAAGCCAGGCGGAGAGUCGCACUCAAUUGCAGCAGCUCGCUCAAAUGUCGCCCCAGAGUAGUCCACUCAUCCCGGCUAGUGCUGGAAUCGCCGCGUCCCAUGCUGAUAGUGGAUCGAAUCUCGGCCACAGUUUUAGCAACCUGAAACUCUCCGAACUUGACUCGGCUUCCGUGCAGCAACCCAGAGAGGAGCCUAGUUACUAUGGGACCGACAACCUUCCGAGCCGUGGCAGCUACCCCCAACUGGGCAACACAGGGUCAGUAUCAGGGGUCCAGCCCGAUUCCGCGACCCAACAGCAGAUGCUCCUAAACGGCGCGGUCGCGGGCAUCGGCAGCAGUACUUUCGUGGAUGCCGAUCCUCAGAUAAACGCCGAGCUCACCGCUAUCUUCAAGAACGUCCAGAAGGUCCUGGACAUCAGGCACAAGUACAUCCGACUCUCUCUCCAAGGACCAAACGACAAUCCGAAAGAUGAUCCGAGCUGGAACAUCUAUCCGCCACCGCCAGAACCGGCAUGGACGGAGGAUAGGGAAAGGGCCACUCGGGGAGCUGGUAGUGCCAACAACAGCAUGCAGAACAGCCUUGUGCUGAACGUUGAAAAGCAGCGCUCUAGCGAGCGGUCGCCGGAGCAAGGUGCCGGGAUGCCGCGGAAAUCGAACGCAAAGAAGCGCAAGCCGGGGCAGGACAUUGGCGAGGACUUUGACAUGGAUGAUCUGCUGCCUUUGCCGGGGCGCAGCGGGAUGACCUUUCGGCUGGACGACAACGGGGUGUAUCAGGUCUACGAGAACGAAGAAGCGGAAAACGCUGGCAGGCCGGUUGUCAAUGUACCGACCAUCAAGGAGUACUACCUGGACCUCGACGUGAUCCUGAACGUCUCGUCCGAUGGGCCGAGCAAGAGCUUUGCGUUCCGGCGUCUGCAAUACCUGGAGGGCAAGUUCAACCUCUACACCCUUCUCAACGAGUAUCAGGAGACGGCCGACAGCAAGAAGGUGCCGCACCGUGACUUUUACAACGUCAGGAAGGUCGACACCCACGUCCACCACUCGGCCUGCAUGAACCAGAAGCACCUUCUGCGCUUCAUCAAGAGCAAGAUGAAGAAGUUUCCGGACGAGAUUGUCUUGUUCCGCGACGGGAAGCAUCUGACGCUGGCUGAGGUGUUCGAGAGUAUCAACCUCACGGCGUACGAUCUCAGCAUCGACACACUGGACAUGCACGCGCACAAGGAUUCGUUCCAUCGCUUCGACAAGUUCAACCUGAAGUAUAACCCGAUCGGCGAGUCGCGGCUGAGGACCAUCUUCCUCAAGACGGACAACUUCAUCAAGGGCAGAUAUCUGGCCGAGAUCACGAAGGAGGUCAUCGCCGAUCUCGAAUCGAGCAAGUACCAGAUGGUCGAGUGGCGCAUCUCCAUCUACGGCAGAUCGCUCGACGAGUGGGACAAGCUCGCGGCCUGGGUCAUAGACAACAAGCUCUUCUCCCACAACGUCCGGUGGCUGAUCCAGGUCCCGCGGUUGUACGACGUCUACAAGUCGAGCGGCUUGAUGAGUUCAUUCGAGCAGAUCAUCAAGAACCUGUUUCAGCCGCUGUUCGAGGUCACCAAAGACCCAACCAGCCACCCCAAGCUCCACAUAUUCCUACAGCGGGUCGUGGGUCUCGACAGCGUCGACGACGAGAGCAAGGUCGAGCGGAGGCUGUUCAAGAAAUUCCCGGUGCCGAGGGUGUGGGACACGAAGCAGAACCCGCCGUACACGUACUGGAUCUAUCACCUGUUCGCGAAUCUAGCGUCGCUGAAUCACUUCCGGAAACAGCGCGGCUUCAAUACGUUCGUUCUCCGGCCUCACUGCGGCGAGGCGGGCGACAGCGAGCAUCUUGCGGUUGCCGCGCUCUGCUGCCACAGCAUCAGCCACGGCCUGCUACUUCGCAAAGUGCCCCUGCUACAAUACAUCUUCUAUCUCGAGCAGAUCGGCAUCGCCAUGUCGCCGCUCAGCAACAACGCGCUGUUUCUGGCGUACGAGCGGAACCCCUUCUACCAGUACUUCAAGCGCGGACUGAACGUGUCGCUCUCGACUGAUGACCCGCUUCAGUUUGCAUUCACCAAGGAGCCCUUGAUCGAGGAGUAUGCGGUCGCCGCACAGAUCUACAAGCUGAGCUCCGUGGACAUGUGCGAGCUGGCCAAGAAUUCUGUCAAGCAGAGUGGCUACGAGUUCUCCAUCAAGCAGCAGUGGCUGGGGCCAAACUUCCACUUGCCCGGGAAGCGCGGGAAUACUAUGGUCAAGACGAACGUGCCGGAUCGGAGAGAGGAGUUCCGGUACCAGACCCUCAUGGAGGAGCGGAUGAUGGUGGAGAGAUACACCUCCGACCCCUUACCCCCUCAAUCCCCAGCGCUCUCGACCCGCACCAACACGGCCAGCGCCGCUGCCGCUGCCGCUGCCACGAUGGCGCUGCCCGACCCGAGACAGCAGCCCCAGCAGAGCCAAGCCCCAACCGCGGGAUCAUCGGCACGGCCCCUGGAAGUGCAGACGGGGAGUCCGACCGUCGCCUCGAUCCCCGCAUCAUCAAGUCAGUCUCAACUCUACACGGGCAGCAUCUCGGCGCUGGCAUCGCCGAUGUUGGGGUCCAUGUCAGGGUCAGGGGUGGGCACACCCACCGCGGUUGACGCUGGUGCGAGAGAUAUUCAUCUGUCGGGGCAUGAACCUAGGUAUUUCCCGGGGUUGGUCUCGAGGAACACUCAGCGGAAGGAUAGCAUGAGGAAGGAGUCGGGGCAUGAGAGCGACCAUCCUCGAUGAACAUUGGCCUUGUUAGGUGAAUCGCAAUAAGGGGAGAGCGCAAUAACGAGCGGUGACUGGGAGGGACUGGAAAGAUGCGGGCAGGUUGUGGGCUCUAUUGUUAGACGCGGAGGCGUUUUUGAGGGAAGGGCAGGGUUUGGACUGCGUAUUAGAAGCAGAAAGUUGCAGCUGGAGUAUAAGCGGGA
Chaetomium strumarium is the source of this 3724-nucleotide messenger RNA. RefSeq lists its product as uncharacterized. Gene Ontology annotation, biological process: IMP salvage; AMP metabolic process. Bases 501 to 3539 code for a protein of 1012 amino acids. The record is from RefSeq and is a predicted model, not a curated record. Gene Ontology annotation, cellular component: cytosol. The transcript has 2 exons. NCBI's taxonomy places the organism in Eukaryota, Fungi, Ascomycota, Sordariomycetes, Sordariales, Chaetomiaceae. Gene Ontology annotation, molecular function: AMP deaminase activity.